AAGAGCGCUGACAUUCAAUAAAAAUGUUUAUAGAAGCCUUCUGGCUUGGCUGCAGCUACACGCUCAGGGCGUUGCGGCAGGGGCUCUUCCUCCGGUUCCUCUGGUUGCUGGAGCUUUUCCUCGGCAUCUUCGUGGGGCGACUCGUCGGCGUCAUUUUCUCGAGUCUGCCCGUCGGCGUUCGUCGCAGCGGGUGGACACUUAUAUGUAAGAACUUGGACCUCAGUGUAGUUCCACCAAACGCUACAUAAACUAGAUGGCGCAAAUGUCAACACGAACACAGAGGUUAGACGAAUGCGUGCGUGAGUAACCCGAUUCAGUUUUUGACAUUGACAAGAAAGAGUGAAAAGAAAGCUAGCAAUUUCUCAAGAUUUUAUUUUAAAAAGUAUAACGGAAACAGUCUAUCCAACUAGCCAUGAGACAAGCAUGCAUUGUACCAGGUUGUAAGUCAAAUUCACGCACUCCAGCUCACCAAUUUCCAAAGAAUAUUGGUCGACGUUUGUCAUGGCUAAAAAAUUUAAAAAUGGAAAAGCUAGAACACGUUGUAAGUCUUGCAGAAUGCAAACUACGUGUUUGUCACAAACAUUUCUCGGAAAAGGAUUACAUUUUUUCCAUUCAUAGACGAAAAUUAAAAGAUGAUGCUGUACCAUAUCUCAACAUACCAAGUAGAAUCAUAUGUAUAGCAACAAGUAAUGAUAUCGAUUCUCAGCAAGUUACAACAUCUACCUCAAACUUAGAAUGUUACCUAGACGUUGUUGCAUUGGAACCACUGCAGUCAGGACAUGAAGAACAAGAUGUUAGACAUGCAACCUACAUACAAGAGGUAUGUUGAAACGCAUCCUUUACUGUAAUUUCUACAGUUUCAAAUUUUGAUUUACUAUGCGAACUUACACCAAUAUAUAAAAUUGCAAAAUUAUUACAGCUUGACAACGGGGGAAAACAUGAAGCAUCAGUGUUUGGGAAUGCGCUAAGUUAAUUUAAUUUUAAUCGGGAAUGGAGGGGUGGAAGGGAAUUGACUGUUAACCCAACGUUGAGAAUCACGUAAACUUUAUUGCACUUAACAGCUGAGUUUGAGGGCGGAGCGGUGACGAAAAUGAAACGGAACGGUCGGAAAUCUUGACGCUUGAUCGUUACAGCUGCGCGCGAACCGCGAAGGAAAUCUUCUGGAACUCGCUGUGAGUUCCUAACACGACGGAAAUCUUGUCGCGACGGAGAUAUCGUGAACUCGCAGCGACCAAGCUCCGCUCGCGAACGCGCGAUCCACCGUUCCCUCGAUAUCUCGUCUGGCUGAGCCUUCGGUCGACGGAGAAGGUCGGAUCACGUGGCUGGUACGUGCUGAACACACGGCCGAAAAGAGUCGCGACGUCGACAAUAAUUCGCGAGACUGCCCGAGAAUCUCGUUGGCGCGAUCCGGUACAAUACUUGCCGUUGAUCGGCGGAAAGGAGGCUCUGUCGAAGCUCCACGAAGUUUCUCUUCAACGUGAAGUACGAAUCUCACUCACUCGAAGGUAUGCGUCGUCACCAAAGGUCGGAUUCAGACUUGAGAAUGAAGG
This is a messenger RNA of Vollenhovia emeryi, 1550 nucleotides long. RefSeq lists its product as uncharacterized. Gene Ontology annotation, molecular function: sequence-specific DNA binding. The record is from RefSeq and is a predicted model, not a curated record. Bases 413 to 829 code for a protein of 138 amino acids. The transcript has a single exon. NCBI's taxonomy places the organism in Eukaryota, Metazoa, Arthropoda, Insecta, Hymenoptera, Formicidae.